Molecule: messenger RNA, 594 nt
Organism: Phycomyces blakesleeanus NRRL 1555(-)
Lineage: Eukaryota; Fungi; Mucoromycota; Mucoromycetes; Mucorales; Phycomycetaceae
Exons: 4
Biological process (GO): riboflavin biosynthetic process
Molecular function (GO): 5-amino-6-(5-phosphoribosylamino)uracil reductase activity
Source: RefSeq, a predicted model, not a curated record
CCCUUUGUCACACUCACAUUUGCGCAGAGUUUGGACGGAAAGAUAGCCUUGAAAGGACAGCAGCUGCUACUCAGUGGCAAGGAAAGCAUGGCCAUGACACACAGACUUCGACUUCUUCAUGAUGGUAUUUUGGUAGGAAUUGGAACUGCAUUAAUAGAUGACCCACAGUUAAAUGCACGAUACGUUUCACCCACGGACCACCUAUGCAAUAAUCAACCUCAGCCUAUCGUUCUUGAUCCAAGACUUGAGUUUCCCUUGAGUGCAAAACUCUUGAGAAAUUUUAACAACGGCACAGGAAAACAGCCUUGGCUAAUCUGCUGGACCAAAAAUGACCAACGCAAGUUGGCACUAGAAAAGGCAGGCGCACUUGUCAUCACCAUUGAAGCACCGGAUUAUAAUGUCAAUGGUUAUCAGACUUGUCAACGGCCCUCGAUAUCUAGUGUGCUUAGACAUAUAAAAGCAGCCGGAAUUGAUCGUUUGAUGGUUGAAGGUGGAUCGAAAAUAAUUCAAUCCUUCCUUCAAUCUGGUCAUAUAGACCAGCUGAUUGUCACCACUGCACCUACACUAGUCGGCCCUCGAGGAGUGAGUGCAACC